CUGUUUGCUAAGCAGGCAAAAUAAUACGGAGUAGGCAGAGGAAAAAAGAAUGGCCACGUCCGAGUGUCAUGCGACGGAGCCGACUCGGCCAAGUCACUUGAUCUGUAUACCCUGCAAAAGCCAAGUGCAAAUGCUCGAUUGUUACUCUUUGCAGUUAACACCCAGCAGGGCACCUCAACGGUUUUUUCACCAGCGAUCAUCUGCGGGAGGAACACAUGUUCUAGGCCCACGGCAAGUCGUAACCGCCCACCGCCACUUUGGCAGAGGAAUGAUGACUCGUAUGUCCAAUUUAAGAGUCCUCAUUGCAAUCUUUGCUCGACUGGGCAAGAGUCAGAUCAGCAUAAUAAUAAUAAUAAUAAUAAUAAUAAUAAUAAUAAUACGGAGUAAUAAUAUAAUUUUACUACCCAUAGAUUAUUCCGUACUCUGUACUACGAUGGAUUUAUUGACACAGCAACUGUGCUUUUGGAUCUAUCUGGCGGUGACCCGACCACUUGCGUCACCCAAGACAAAAACUCGUUUGUCCCGGUUCUUUGUCCAAGGGCAACUCGGACGAACUGCGACAGAUGAGAAUAUAUUAAUUACUGGAACUUGGUAGCGACUCUAGCGAGAGUUGACAGGAAUCAUAAUGCCAUCCUAGCCUUGGCACUAAGGCAUCUCCCCUCGCACUUUUAUUCCCGGUGUUUGCCAUGUCAUCCAGAGCACCUGAAUGAUGCGAGUGGACUGACCCUGGCCCUUCUGGCGGCUCCACUUGGGCUGUCAACCCCGAGGCUGCGCAGUGCUGAUUGGCUUCUUCGUUGUCCCUGGGUCCAGUGUCUCCUCUACCUACCGCCUCUGUCGGAACAAUACUUUAAAGCAAGCCACCGUUGGCC
Aspergillus wentii DTO 134E9 is the source of this 869-nucleotide messenger RNA. RefSeq lists its product as uncharacterized. The transcript is spliced from 2 exons. Lineage: Eukaryota; Fungi; Ascomycota; Eurotiomycetes; Eurotiales; Aspergillaceae. The record is from RefSeq and is a predicted model, not a curated record. The coding region runs from base 50 to 595 and encodes 181 amino acids.